GCUCAAGCACACCAAACAAUCAACCAUGGCUGAUCCCAAUGACACCCAACUAAGCGACGCCGUGACCAAAGAAUUCACGGCUGCUGGCUAUAAAGCCGACCAUAUAGCUACCAUACUUGCCAGACAGGAAUCCCUCAAGCAUGAAAGAGUUCGCGACCAGGAGACAUGGGUGACGAUCCACCGAGAGCAUCUGCUACCGGAAACAUUGGACGCGUACCAGCUUCCUUGGGAAUGGGACGAGGAGGAUCCCAACUACAUCAUCAUCAAGCAUUGGUUUUCGCGGGACGUGCAGGAGGAGCUGUUUGCGCAUACUCGGCGUUUGCGGAAACAAAGACUGGACGGGCUACAAGCCGAUCUCGGGGAUUACGAGUUAAUCGAGAAAAACAGAGAUCGGAAGAGACAUGAUGAGGUCCUUGGGUAUUUUAGAGGACGAGGACAGAAGCCGAAGAAACGUUAUGCCUAUGCCAAGGGUCGUGUAUAGCAUAUUGAGUGGAAGAAUGCAU
Messenger RNA from Aspergillus ruber CBS 135680, 503 nucleotides. RefSeq lists its product as uncharacterized. The transcript has 2 exons. The record is from RefSeq and is a predicted model, not a curated record. Lineage: Eukaryota; Fungi; Ascomycota; Eurotiomycetes; Eurotiales; Aspergillaceae. Bases 26 to 481 code for a protein of 151 amino acids.